ACAUGCCACGACGACACAUUGUUACAAUGCUGAAUUAUCAUCGCCCUGCGAGGACCCUGUAGGCUUCCUGGAGAGCUGCCUGCAGAAGGAGGACCAGGAAGUGGGAAGGGCACCCAAACUGCCAAAAUUGCAAAAAGUGUCUGUAGGUGAGAUUCUGCGGGCCCAGCUCUUACCUGAUGCCUGUAGGGAAGUGGGAACUCCUUGCUAAGAUCAUUGCCAACAGGGAGUUGGCAAUCCAGGAGACAACGAUUGAGGAAUUGAAGCAACAGUUCAUCAAGCAUCAAGGUGCCAGCAGGUUCAUUGUGGAUGGGUUCCCACAUGAAACUGCAGAAGCAUUUACCUUUGAGGAGCAGAACAUUAUCCAAGCUGAUGAUUUAGAGGAGAACGCUCCUUGGAGUAUCAACCACAAUGAGCUGGCAGUCACCCAACCUGCCACAAGUUGAGUUGUAGAACAUGAUGAGACAAGGAAACCCCUGCCGAUUAUCCCCCCCCAAACUGUACAGUGCUGGGCACUCCUGGAUUUGGCCAGCUGUGGAAUGGAUUAUUUUAAAAAUGUACUUUUGUAAAUAAAGUUAUGCAUCAGGCAUGGCUGUACUAAUGUUCUGUUCUUAUUGUGUUGUUUUAAUAUUUGAGUAUGUGAAAGAAAAUAUAAAUGUAUUGCAAAUACUGUAUACUAGAGAAAGUAAGGUCUAAUGACAGUUUUGCAUGGAUAAAAAUAAAAGG
Messenger RNA from Esox lucius (northern pike), 723 nucleotides. It is a transcript of the gene ak5l, whose product is annotated as adenylate kinase 5, like. The record is from RefSeq and is a predicted model, not a curated record. The transcript is spliced from 4 exons. Bases 177 to 443 code for a protein of 88 amino acids. Lineage: Eukaryota; Metazoa; Chordata; Actinopteri; Esociformes; Esocidae.